Messenger RNA from Aplysia californica (California sea hare), 2769 nucleotides. RefSeq names its product chondroitin sulfate N-acetylgalactosaminyltransferase 2. Gene Ontology annotation, molecular function: glucuronosyl-N-acetylgalactosaminyl-proteoglycan 4-beta-N-acetylgalactosaminyltransferase activity. Gene Ontology annotation, cellular component: Golgi cisterna membrane. NCBI's taxonomy places the organism in Eukaryota, Metazoa, Mollusca, Gastropoda, Aplysiida, Aplysiidae. The record is from RefSeq and is a predicted model, not a curated record.
AGGUUCAGGGCCAGGUGGUAAACCUCACAGCGAGCCUUUUGUCUACCAAGGCGGAGAACAGUCGUCUCACACAGCGCCAGCACCACCCGCCGAACGCCCACAUGGGUUACGGCGGUGACCCCAACGGUGCCAUCCCCCGGGGUGCCGACAGCGCACGUCACGCCAAGGCUGCGGGCUUUCCUCAGGAGGGGAGGCACGGCAUAAACACUGAUGGCGUCAUCAGGAAUAGAAACUAUCCAGAUUACGACGUGAGGCCAGGCCAAGGAGAUAGUCGAGCUGGCGUGCAGAAUCCUGUCGGGGUUGGUGGGGGUAUGGGGAAUUAUGACGAAUUACAAGAUGCGCGGAUCGGGGGCGUUAGGUUGGGGGAUACCGCUCAGGGGGUCGGCCCUGCUCCUAUUGGUGGCAUCUACAGAGAAAAGACAGCCUUGGGGGAACCCGUUCUGAAUACGGAGCAGCAAUUUGCUUACGUGGAGAGAGAGAAACGUCAGCCGUAUGGCGUAAAGCCAGCGGGGUUUGCUGGGAGAGGGAAUGGCUUUGAGGCGCGACAGAUUAUGCCAGGAGACAUGAUGGGGAAUCCCGUAAAUAUUCAGUACUUGGGAGAUCAGAGAUUUGGAGCUGUAAACUCGAGGAAUCUGGGAAAUCUAAACGAAGCCGGUAGCAGAAAUAUGAUAGACAGACACGCGCUCGGGGUGGUGGGAGACACAGAUGGUGUAAAGACGGCCGGACUUGUGGAUGGUAUGAAUGUGGAGGACACACGAGGGGUUGCUGCGAUGGGAUUAGAAAGGGUGCCGCGCAGCGCCCCCGUGGGGCAAGAAGUGAAGAAAGCUCAGUCGGAUGUUGGUGGUACAGGUGUUAAACAGACGGAAAGUGAUUCGUUGAACGAAGAUAAGACGAGGGCGGCGACGAGCGGUGGUGAGAGCAAAGUAAACGAAACGGCCGAGUUCAUUAAGUACUUUCAGGAGCAUCUCAAAUCUGCUGAGAUCUUGAAGGGUCAGCCUUAUAAAACAGAAUACGAGCUUAUCCCCUUUAACAGGUUUAUAUUUAACCGAAUUUUUAUGGUAGAUCCAGGGUUGGGUAAAAGGGUUGUGGAAAAACCUAUAGGAUCGAAAAAGAAAGACUUAAACGAGAUCAUGUAUCACGCAGUAGAAAGUUUGAAUAAAAACAGGUCUUCUGACAAUUUAUACACCCAUGACGACUUCGUGGAAGGGUUGUACCGGACAGACCCAACCUCUGGCUCUCACUUUGAGCUUUUUUUCAACGACAGAGACAGCCCCGACCCCCAACAGAAACACUCGUACGUAAAGAUCUCCAUCCUUCGGCCCUUCGCGCCGCCUGUGACCGUCCAGCACCGGUCAGUGGACACGACCACCGAGUGGAUCAACAUCAUCCUCCCUCUGUCCGGCAGGGUGGACGCGUUCCGCAUCUUCAUGGAGCAGUUCACCUCGGUGUGCGUCAAGCACGACAAGCGAGUCUACCUCACCGUGGUCUACUUCGGUGUCCCGGGUCUCAAGGAGGUCAAGGCCAUCAUGAGUCACGUGGCCAAGACGCACAAGUUCAAGCUCAUGAAGCUGGUGACCUUGAACGAAACUUUCGCCAGGGGGCGGGGUCUUCAGAUCGGUGCGCUCAACUGGAAAGGCGGGGAUGCGCUGUUGUUUUUCUGUGACGUAGACAUCGUGUUUACUGCUGAGUUCCUCGAGCGAUGUCGACUGAACACGGAGCGGGGUCAGAGGGUCUAUUACCCGAUCGUAUUCAGCCUGUACAACCCCAGGGUGGUCUACUCUCUGCAAGAUGUCCCCAUCCCGAGCCUGCAAGACCAGCUAGUCUUGUCCAAGGACACGGGAUUCUGGCGGGACUUUGGCUACGGUAUGACCUGUCAGUACCGAUCGGAUUUCCUCAAAAUCAAAGGUUUCGACGAACAGAUCACCGGUUGGGGUGGUGAAGACGUGUUUCUUUAUCAGAAAUUCGUCCGCAGCGAUUACUUCGUUAUUCGAGCCACAGACCCAGCGAUAUUCCAUCUGUGGCAUGAGAAAUAUUGUGACCCGACUCUCAGUGCGGAGCAGUAUCGAAGCUGUAUUAGAUCGAAGGCUCUGAACGAGGCGUCACACCCUCAGCUGGGUCUGUUGGCCUUCAAGGAUGAGGUGGACGUUCACAGGAGUGUCAGCGAGAGGAACCUCAUCGCCGUACGUGCAGCGGCUGCCGAAGGUAAGGAGAGUGCUGCUGCGGCUGCCAAUGCCAAUGCGCAGACGUGAUACAUGCGCUCUCGAGCCGACAUUAUGGAUAGUUGGUUCUGCUAAGAACUUUACUGCAAAGUCGUGAUACACAUGCCCAACAGCCAGCAUUUUGGACAGUUCAGCUAAUACUAUAACGUCAAUGUACAAGCAUAAUGCAUGCACACAUAUACACUCUCAUCGGUUGACAUUACUUAAGGACAGCGGUGUUGGCAUCGUCAAAGCACAGGCUUGAUAUGUGCGCACUUACCUUGUCAGUUCGUUUAUUUAAAACGCUGCUGUUUGUGUGUGUGAGUUAAAGAAGAGCGCGAGGAUAUGAUAAGGACAGGAUCUACCCCUUUUGUACAAAGCGAUCGCAUCAGGUGCUCUUCUCACAAUACACGAGACAAAGUAGGCUGCGGUCACGCUCAACGCUACCGGAUAUACCCCUACUGACAAAUAAAGUGGAGAACAAGAAACGAGCUUCAGCACCAAGUGAAAGGAAUGAUUUUGUCCUGGUAGCUAGAAACAAGAAUGAAAGUCGUCGAACUUGCUUUGGAAG